Carya illinoinensis is the source of this 600-nucleotide messenger RNA. Its product is annotated as serine/threonine-protein kinase/endoribonuclease IRE1a-like. Gene Ontology annotation, cellular component: IRE1-TRAF2-ASK1 complex. Gene Ontology annotation, molecular function: RNA endonuclease activity; protein serine/threonine kinase activity; ATP binding. Bases 1 to 600 code for a protein of 199 amino acids. NCBI's taxonomy places the organism in Eukaryota, Viridiplantae, Streptophyta, Magnoliopsida, Fagales, Juglandaceae. Gene Ontology annotation, biological process: IRE1-mediated unfolded protein response; intrinsic apoptotic signaling pathway in response to endoplasmic reticulum stress; protein phosphorylation. The transcript has 3 exons. The record is from RefSeq and is a predicted model, not a curated record.
AUGGGCAAUCCGGACAACAUCCAUAUCUUCCUGCAAGCUACAAAAUUUGCCAUCUUGGAAAACCUAUCAACCACAACAAAGAUAGAAUCCGAGGCCCUUUGGGUGUGGGGUAAACCCAAUACAGAAUCCAUGUUGACAUCGAGCCAAGGAGCUUCAGAAAUAGGUAAGGGAGUGUACAAGCCCACAUUGGUUUACUCAGAUUAUUCACAAUACCUAGCAUUCAAUGAGAAACAAGCUACGAGAGCUAUGAUCGAUUAUAAAGCCCGUCUAGAGUCCAUGAAGAGUAGAAUGUCGGGUAUCAAUUUGUGGAAAGCAAAUGGUCGUCCAUCACCUUUAUUGUUAAAGAUGAUGAGGGAUGUGGUUUCUGGGCUAGUGCAUUUGCAUGAAUUGGGAAUAAUUCAUCGCGACUUAAAUCCUCAAAAUGUCUUGAUAGUCAAGGAAAGAUCUUUAUGUGCAAAACUUUCUAACAUGGGCAUUAGCAAGUGCCUUGUUGGGGAUAUGUCUUCCUUGAGUCAUCAUUCAUUCAUGCCUACGUUACUCUUGGUUCAACUGACUGUAGGUAAUCUGCAAUGCAUUCUUCAGAAGGGUUUGUGGACUUGA